AACCACGUGAUCAUUGAUAAGAGUUUUCGGGAGACUAAAUCAGUGCGGGUUUGACUGUCUGAGCUCUCUGUACACAGUGCGCGUUUCAUUUUUGCUUUACGUUCAAUUUUGUGUGCAAAUUGAAAGGGGCGUGAGAAGAUCCGGUAGUAUUGGAGGAGAAACCUAAAGAUCUGUCGCUCCUGGUCAUCUAUGGAUUACGAUGAAGAAACGAUGGUCGGCGAUGACAACCCCGGGGGUUUUCUCACGCCUGGGAAUCCCUCGGGAGAAUCGAUCAACGAGAGGAAGCCGCUGAAGUCCGACCCGUUCCCGUUCUCCCCCUCGAGAGCUUCGAUGCUGACGAACGGGCUGCCACCGUGCCUGGGGACCCGCGCGCGCCGCCAUAUCUACGCACAGUACAACUCGGUGCCCGUGACGGUAGCGGCCGGCGGUUCCAGCGGCGGCGGCGGCGGCGGCGGCGCCUCCAGCAACAGCAGCGGGGGCGGCGCAGGCAGCGCAGCGGCAACGAGAGCGGAGGGCGAUGGCGGGGCGCGGAGGGCUGGGCCGGCGGGGGCAUGCCGC
Messenger RNA from Gryllus bimaculatus (two-spotted cricket), 558 nucleotides. NCBI's taxonomy places the organism in Eukaryota, Metazoa, Arthropoda, Insecta, Orthoptera, Gryllidae. The record is from the annotation of a GenBank genome assembly.